This is a messenger RNA of Asparagus officinalis (garden asparagus), 400 nucleotides long. RefSeq lists its product as uncharacterized. Lineage: Eukaryota; Viridiplantae; Streptophyta; Magnoliopsida; Asparagales; Asparagaceae. The transcript has 3 exons. The coding region runs from base 55 to 387 and encodes 110 amino acids. The record is from RefSeq and is a predicted model, not a curated record.
GCUUACGACACCUUUCACUCAACAUAUAAAAAUGAAGACAAGAUUAAAGAAAACAUGGUUUUGGUGGAUAAUAUUGCUGCCGCGUCGAAGGAUGCAGCACUACGUGCUACCCAAGAAGCUGCUGAUGACCCUCAUGUCUUGUCUAGAGAGGAAAAUAAUGUCAUUGCAAUGAAUGUGAUGGGGUAUAAUAACCGGGGUAGAUACCCAUUGAUGGGGGUUGGAGCUCAGCGGGGUACCUCCAGAAAAUCCUCCACGGCAUCCUCGACAACCUCGACUGCGACAACAUCAUCAAACAGAACCCUUGCAUCUUCUACAAUUAUGCGCGUCAACCGUUAUCUGCGCGGAAGAUUUCAGCUGAAUUAUUUGAAGAAGUUUUGGACCAAUUAGAUUUAGACGUUGG